Molecule: messenger RNA, 2666 nt
Organism: Juglans regia (Persian walnut)
Lineage: Eukaryota; Viridiplantae; Streptophyta; Magnoliopsida; Fagales; Juglandaceae
Product: wall-associated receptor kinase 2-like
Exons: 3
Coding region: 179-2452 (757 amino acids)
Biological process (GO): cell surface receptor signaling pathway; protein phosphorylation
Cellular component (GO): plasma membrane
Molecular function (GO): protein serine/threonine kinase activity; ATP binding; polysaccharide binding
Source: RefSeq, a predicted model, not a curated record
CAACAGGGAGUCCAAUAAUAGAGUUGGACUUCAGCCUCCAUGUGAAAAAAAUUAGUUUGUCCCCCUACCCCGGCCCACCCCCAAAGUAAUUAGAAAUUCUAGUUUCACUCCUAGCUAGCCAGCCUCCAUCCUUUUAAAAGAACUCGAAUCCCUUAAUUCUCUGUGAACAGAGGGAGCAAUGGCUUUCCGUAGGAUGCUCUUGUACGUGGCAUGUGUUGUUCUGAUGUUAUCGAAAAUGGUUGCAGCAGCAUCAGCAACUUCAUUAGCCAAGCCAAACUGCCAGAACAGGUGUGGAGAUGUUGAGAUCCCUUAUCCAUUUGGCACAACGGAAAAUUGCUACCUUGAUGAUAAUUAUUUUAUCAAUUGUAGCAAUUCCAAACCACUGCGGGGAAAUAUUGAAGUCGUCAACAUUUCCAUCCAAGGCGAGCUUGAAAUCUUGAUGUUUAUAGCCGAAGAAUGUUACCAAAACUCGAGUGGUGUGCAUGUGGUUGACAACACGACCUCUCUCACUACCGCCACUUUCACAAUUUCCAACAUCAAAAACAAGUUCUUCGCUGUCGGCUGUGACACUUACGCCAACCUCACUGCUUACCGGAACAAUGAACCCUUCUCCAUAGGCUGCAUGUCUACGUGUCAAAGUCUUACGAAUGUCGACAGUGGAUCUUGCUCUGGAAUUGGGUGUUGCCAGGUUGACAUCCCAACAGGAUUGAAGAACUUUACUUUGGAAGCUAAUAGCUUUGACUAUCACAAAAAUGUCUAUGAUUUCAGUCCAUGCAGCUUUGCUUUUGUGACUAAUGAAGAGUUCAAAUUCUCCUCUGAUUAUCUAGAAACAAUGCCAGUUGACAAAGAAGGGAAUUUAAAAAUGGUUCUUGAUUGGGCAAUCGGUAAUCAAACAUGUAAAACUGCUCCGAGCAAGCCGGAUUACGUUUGUGGACAGAACGCCGAAUGUGAUAAUCCCCCAGAAGGGGUUGAUGGGUAUCAUUGCAAGUGCAAAGAAGGUUAUGAAGGAAACCCAUACCUCCAUGAUGGUUGCCAAGAUAUUAAGGAGUGCCAAGUUCGGAAACCUUGCAAUGCUACAGCAAACUGCAUCGACACUGAAGGGGGUUUCACAUGUACUUGUCCCGAAGGAUACGAAGGCGAUGGAAAGGUUUACGGAACAGGUUGCAGUCGGCGGCCUAAAGCCAGCGACAGCCAUGCGAAGAUCAUUAUUAUUGCACUAAUUGCUAUCAGCAUUGGCCUCUCAGCAUUGUUUGUGGUAGGUUCUUCAAUAUAUUGUGGACUCAAGAGAAAAAGACUUCUCAAGCUGAAAGAGAAAUUCUUCCAACAAAAUGGUGGCUUGUUGUUGCAACAAAAACUCUCGGAUGAUAGAACUUCCAUGGAGACAGCCAAAAUCUUUAGUGCGGAAGAACUUGAAAAAGCUACAAACAAUUACGAUGAGAGUAGAGUACUUGGUCAAGGAAGCUAUGGAACUGUUUAUAGAGGAGUCUUACCAGAUGAUAAACUGGUCGCCAUUAAAAAAUCAAAACUUUGUGAUCAGAGCCAAAUUGAGCAAUUCAUAAAUGAGGUGAUUGUGCUUACCCAAAUUAACCAUAGAAACAUCGUUAAGCUAUUAGGUUGUUGUCUAGAAACAGAAGUGCCAUUACUAGUUUAUGAAUUCAUCACCAAUGGAACUCUUUCAGCCCACAUUCAUGAUAAAGUCCUAUCAUCCUCACUAUCAUGGAGAAAGCGUUUGAAGAUAGCAGCAGAUACUGCAGGAGCACUUGCAUACUUGCAUUUUUCGACUUCCACGCCAAUUAUACACAGGGAUGUUAAGCCUGCAAAUAUUCUUCUGGAUGAUAACUAUUCAGCAAAGGUGUCUGACUUUGGAACUUCAAGAUUGGUCCCACUUGAUCAAACACAAUUAACUACUUUGGUGAAGGGAACUUUGGGGUACCUAGACCCAGAAUACUUCCAUAGCAGUCAACUUACAGAAAAAAGUGAUGUCUACAGCUUUGGGGUUGUUGUGGCAGAGUUAUUGACUGGUAAGAAAGCACUUUCUUUCGAUAGGCCUGAAAGCGAUAGAAGUUUGGCAGUAAACUUUAGUUCUGCAGUAAAAGAGGAUCGCUUACAUCAAAUUCUUGAAAACCAUAUUGUACGUGAUGGGAAUAUUAAUGAGAUAAAUGAAGUUGCUAAGCUUGUGAAGCAGUGCUUAAGUAUAAGAGGAGAUGAUAGGCCAAAUAUGAAGGAAGUGGCAAUGGAGCUAGAGGGGUUGAGAAGUUUGGAUCAAAAGCAUCAACGGGGAGAGGUUGAUCUCUAUACAAAAGAGGCUGAAUGCCGGGUCACUCCACCUGCACAGUACUCUUUCAGCAUUAAUGGUGUCAAUAAUGGUUGCUCUUCGACCAGCACAACAAUGGGGUAUGAAAGUAUGAGAAACCAAGACUUGAAACCAUUAAUAUUGAAUGAUGGUAGAUGAUCUUGAAACCAAGUCAGCUGUAUAUAUAUUAUAUAUAUACAGGCUCUCUUUCAUUUUCAUGUCUAAUGUCUUCUUGCUACCUUCCCUUUUCUGUCAUAAAGCGUACUUGCUAUUAGAUCAUGUACCUCGCAAUUAAAUGUUUUGAAUGAUGUUGUAGUGUUGUCAUCUUUCAUUCUGUUUUUGUGAUCUAUAAUAAUUAAGAACACCUUCUUGA